AUGGCUUCAGAACAACACCCUCCUAGUGUUGUUGUAAAUCGUGAUGAUGCUGAGCAACUUGAAAUUGAAAAGAAGAAUAAAUUUAUUAUGGACUGGAUUUUAGGUUUGAAUGCGUCAUGGGCAAUCCGAGCAUCAUCAGCAACAAGCACUACGGAGGACGAAGAGGAUGAGGAAGACGAAAUUAAUGAUAAUGAAGACUAUGAUGAAAAUGAUGAAGAAGACUAUGAAAAUGAUGAAGAGGAUGAGGAAGAAGAUGCAGAAGACGCUAAUGAGGAACAACCCGAAGAUGAGGAGAGUGAGAAUAAUGAUGAAAAUGGCCUCACGCAUCACAUCAUUUCCGUUAACAUGAAGGACAACGAUUUCCUGACCUAUACCUUUUUUACGGAGCUACGUAAAGCUCUCGCUCAAAAUCAUUCUUCUUGGCCCGGUCUGGUUUCAAAAUUUGCAUCGUUUUCUCGAGACUUUAGGUAUCUAAAAUGUGCCAUCGAGAUGGUUUUAGAGAAAAACGAAACAUGGAGGCCAUACAACGUCCAAGAAUUGUACGACAAGGUGUUUCAUAAAUUAAAACAGAGAGAAUUGAUUCCCACAUUUGAUUUACAAGUGGUGCUAUUUACCUUACUUUCUGUAUUUGAGAAAAGCACCACUGCUUCGUACGAAAAUGAUAACAAUUUGUAUCACUACAUUUACCCAAUGAUCAUUGAAUUGUAUGAAUAUCUUUUAGAACGUUGA
Messenger RNA from Naegleria lovaniensis, 729 nucleotides. RefSeq lists its product as uncharacterized. Lineage: Eukaryota; Heterolobosea; Eutetramitea; Acrasida; Naegleriidae. The record is from RefSeq and is a predicted model, not a curated record. The coding region runs from base 1 to 729 and encodes 242 amino acids. The transcript has 2 exons.